AUGGAAGUCAAGAUCCUUACAUACAUUUCUCCUCAAGCCGUUAAAGAUAGUGGUAACAUCAUUGUUCUCCUACAGAAGCUUAGAUACAAUAACCGUUACCCCUGGCGACAGCCUGGGAUUUAUGGCAUACGAUCUGCAGUCUUCUUCAAUUGCGUGGUUAUGUUGUGCCUUAGAGACCAUACCUAA
Messenger RNA from Phycomyces blakesleeanus NRRL 1555(-), 186 nucleotides. RefSeq lists its product as hypothetical. The coding region runs from base 1 to 186 and encodes 61 amino acids. The record is from RefSeq and is a predicted model, not a curated record. The transcript is spliced from 2 exons. NCBI's taxonomy places the organism in Eukaryota, Fungi, Mucoromycota, Mucoromycetes, Mucorales, Phycomycetaceae.